This is a messenger RNA of Tetranychus urticae (two-spotted spider mite), 1234 nucleotides long. RefSeq names its product bone morphogenetic protein 7. The record is from RefSeq and is a predicted model, not a curated record. Lineage: Eukaryota; Metazoa; Arthropoda; Arachnida; Trombidiformes; Tetranychidae. Gene Ontology annotation, molecular function: cytokine activity; growth factor activity. Gene Ontology annotation, cellular component: extracellular region.
AGCUUUUACCGGCCGCAGAAAAGCGGCAACUUCAAUAUCAGAUGCUCAAUCUGUUCGGAUUAGAUCAUAGACCAAAGCCAAAGAGAAAAGAUUUGUUUUCAUCCGUUUACCUUCAAAAUUUGUAUCAAUCGUUUUUCAAUGAAGAAACGGCUAAUCUUAAUUUCGAUGAUUCUCAUCCUGUUAUCGUUGAAGGCGAAGUUUUAAGUAGACCAAGUGUUAAAGCUCUUAACGAGUCAGAUGUAAUUGUCAGCUUUGUUAGUAAAUUUCCAAUACAUGUGACGCAUGUUGGACAUGAUGAAGAGUCUGAUCUCUGGUUUGAUACAAGGGAAAUAGCUCCAGGCAGUAAAGUCUUAAGUGCUGAGUUACGACUGUUCCUAGGCGCAACUCGUUCUUCAACUGCAAUAUUUGAUCUCCUCAAGAUAGAUAUUGAUAUGAUCACUGAUCUUGAUAAUCAGCAAUCUCGCUUGAUAGAUUCUAAAACUUUUUCUUAUAAACAAGGCUGGCUAAUGUUUAAUAUCACUGGUGCCAUUCAAGAAUGGAUUGAUCAUCCUUUAAGCAAUCUUGGUCUUUAUGUGACUGUAUUCUCGCUAUCGACUGGCAAAGAGCUUGACCCAAAGGACAUUGGGCUAAGUGAUCCUAUUGAAGAUAAGCGACCUUUUGUUCUUGCUUUCUUCGAACGCCAAUCCCAUUUGCUACAUCGAAAAAAAAGAGAUACAAAAAGUAGUGAAGAAGUGACUACUCUUAAACCUCAUAAUCCUUAUUAUGAUUUUACGGAAUUCGUUUCAAGCCGCAGUUGCCAAAAAAAGAGCUUAUAUGUUAGCUUCAAAGAUCUCGGGUGGCAAGAUUGGAUAAUUGCCCCCGAUGGAUAUGCAGCAUUCUUUUGUGAUGGCGAAUGUUCUUUCCCACUCACUGCUCAAAUGAAUGCCACCAAUCAUGCCAUAGUUCAAACACUCGUUCAUACAAUGGACCCAAACAAAGUGCCUAAAGCUAAUUGUGCGCCCACCAAAUUGACUUCUAUUAUGGUUCUCUAUUUUGAUGAUAAUUCUAAUGUGAUCCUCAAAAAGUAUAGGAAUAUGGUCGUUAAAUCUUGUGGAUGCCAUUAAUUAAAUCAAAAUUAUUUAUUUUUAUAAAAAAAGUAACUUUAUGAAAGCAGUCAACUAUGUUUAUAUUAUAAAUUAUGAAUCUCAUCUCAAUUCAUGAAUAGUUGAUUUUGCUUCAAGUUAAUUUUCAUGAA